This is a messenger RNA of Physeter macrocephalus (sperm whale), 1385 nucleotides long. RefSeq names its product metaxin 2 (gene MTX2). Gene Ontology annotation, biological process: mitochondrion organization. The transcript is spliced from 12 exons. The coding region runs from base 225 to 1097 and encodes 290 amino acids. The record is from RefSeq and is a predicted model, not a curated record. Lineage: Eukaryota; Metazoa; Chordata; Mammalia; Artiodactyla; Physeteridae. Gene Ontology annotation, cellular component: cytoplasm; SAM complex.
UUGCUGCUGUCAGCUGCGCCGGAAGUUCCUGCCCCGGCCCGGCCUGGCGGUAACCUUGGGGUCUUCGCCGCCCGAGCAGCCACGGCCGCCGCGGGGGUGGGCUUUGCUAGUCCAAGCCUCAGCCGGGGCCAGGUCUGUUAGGUGCCAGGAACCGCCGGGUUGUGCAGGAGUUCGCUGAGGUUCCCGGGGAGUAGGAACCGCGGGCGCAAGGCCGACGAGCCGACAUGUCUCUAGUGGCAGAAGCCUUCGUCUCGCAGAUCGCAGUGAGCCAACAAACUGCUUUCUUCGUGGUCAGAAAAGGUGAUUUCACUAGAAUAGAGGAGGACUCUUCUUUGUUCAAGGCUGCAGAACCUUGGCCUGAAAAUGCUACAUUAUAUCAGCAGCUGAAAGGGGAGCAAAUUUUGCUUUCUGACAAUGCAGCUUCUCUUGCUGUGCAGGCCUUUUUGCAGAUGUGUAAUCUGCCUGUCAAAGUGGUUUGCAGGGCAAAUGCAGAAUAUAUGUCUCCAUCUGGUAAAGUACCUUUUAUUCACGUAGGAAAUCAAGUAGUAUCGGAACUUGGUCCAAUAGUACAAUUCGUUAAAGCCAAGGGCCAUUCUCUUAGUGAUGGGCUGGAUGAAGUCCAAAAAGCAGAAAUGAAAGCCUACAUGGAAUUAGUCAACAAUAUGCUGUUGACUGCAGAGUUGUAUCUUCAGUGGUGUGAUGAAGCUACUGUAGGGGAGAUCACUCAUGCUAGGUAUGGAUCUCCUUACCCUUGGCCUCUGAAUCAUAUUUUGGCCUAUCAGAAACAGUGGGAAGUCAAACGUAAGAUGAAAGCUAUUGGAUGGGGUAACAAGACUCUGGACCAGGUCUUAGAAGAUGUAGACCAGUGCUGUCAAGCUCUUUCUCAAAGACUGGGAACACAACCGUAUUUCUUCAAUAAGCAGCCUACUGAACUAGAUGCACUGGUAUUUGGCCAUCUGUACACUAUUCUUACCACACAGUUGACCAAUGAUGAACUUUCUGAGAAGGUGAAAAACUAUAGCAACCUCCUUGCUUUCUGUAGAAGAAUCGAACAACACUAUUUUGGUAAAGUCAGCUCAUCCAUCAAAUUGUCUUAGAGUUAUGUGUUAAUUUAGUUAUUAUUUUUAAAAAGUUUAACUUUUGAAAUAUAUGUUACUUGAAUGGUGUAAUAGAUAAUGGUAUCAGAAUUUUAAAACCAAAAAUACUGCUUUUCAAAACCUCAAAACAAAUUACAUAAUGUAUCAUAUAUGUGUACCUUAUACUGCUAUUUGUGUAUAAUUAAAAUAAUUUUGAAUGAUUUCAUUUGAUAUGUUAUACUCUAUAUCUUGAAAUUUUUGGUUUAUUUGACACAUGUAUGCAUAUCAAAAUAAAGCUCAAACAACUGU